Messenger RNA from Ambispora leptoticha, 498 nucleotides. NCBI's taxonomy places the organism in Eukaryota, Fungi, Glomeromycota, Glomeromycetes, Archaeosporales, Ambisporaceae. The record is from the annotation of a GenBank genome assembly.
AUGAGCACCAGCGAAGCCCCAAAGAAAGUAACUCUUAGAAGUUGUGACGAACAUGAAUUUAAAGUUGAUAUACCAGUUGCAAGUCGUUCCAUCUUGCUCAAAAACAUGAUUGAAGAUGUAGGAGAGACCGACCAAUCUAUCCCUCUGCCUAACGUCAAUGAGAAGGUCUUAAAAAAGGUAUUGGAAUGGUGCGAGCAUCAUGUUAAAGAUGCUCAACCGACCAACGACGAUGAUGAUUCUCGUCGACGAAAUACUGAUAUCGAGGACUGGGAUCAGAAAUUUCUUAAUGUUGAACAAGACAUGUUAUUUGAAAUAAUUCUGGCCGCCAACUAUUUGGAUAUUAAACCAUUGCUCGACAUCGGAUGUAAAACUGUGGCUAAUAUGAUCAAAGGAAAAUCACCCGAAGAAAUUCGUCAAACAUUCAACAUCAUCAACGAUUUCACCCCCGAGGAGGAAGAGCAAAUCCGUAAAGAAAAUGAAUGGGCCGAAGAUCGAUAA